Messenger RNA from Camelina sativa (false flax), 831 nucleotides. RefSeq lists its product as uncharacterized. The record is from RefSeq and is a predicted model, not a curated record. NCBI's taxonomy places the organism in Eukaryota, Viridiplantae, Streptophyta, Magnoliopsida, Brassicales, Brassicaceae.
UUUUUUAUUUUUUAAAACAUUAGUGACAAGGUGAAACUAUAGAUGGAGAAAGAGAGAGCUCAUUUUACUUAUAUAUAAUAUGCUUUGUUACGUCGAUUAACUUGUGCAUUCCUUCUUCUUAUGUUAUUCACUCGUAUAUAUGAUUGUUUGUUAGAUUAACUUGUUCAUUCAUCCUUCUUUUGUUCUCUACAAACAAAAGGAUAAGAAAGCUCGUGAAAUUUUCUUUUGAUAUACAGUCUACCAAUAUUUUCAUUCUUUUUGGGUACGUGCAUGCAGGAAUUUCUGGUGAUCAGAAUAUGGCUGAUCAGGACUUGCCUUCCGUUAUAAACGUAGUUCUUGUAGUCAAGCUUCUAGACCAUGUUGCAGCUAUUCAAAACCAAAACAGUGUGAAAUCGUAUUUUCACCAGACUAAGGAAGAAAAUGAUAAAUUCAUGGAGAAAGAAACGAAGAUCGAAUCUAAUAACCUUGCAGAAGCAGAGUUAAUAGCGAUGAAAGAUAAGUCACGGAUGGAGCAUGAUGAGCAUACCAUGAAACGUGGAGCAUGCGCUAAAACAAAAAGAGGAAACACAUGAACAAGAGAUGAUGAAGCAUUAUGUGAUUGAUGUCUCCGACUCUGCAGCUGCUGAUCAUAAUAAAGUACUAAUAAAAGAUCGACCACAUAGAUUCGGUGUGAUUGUUGCAAACCUUUCAAAUCAUCAUCUACUUCUAUUUUGUGUGUUUUAUUGUUUUUGCUUUUUUUACUUUUGCAUUUUCCCAACUCUAUUGUAAAAUGUUAGUAUCAAGGCUCCAUACAUGUAGCAAUUCUCAUAAAUACAAUAAAUAUGAACAAAA